ACAAUAUAUACCUGACAGUAAAUUUAUGUAGUUAAGUCUGAAUUUUAGUUUAUUCUAGUUUUGAAAGUUCUUUUAUUUAUUUAUUUAUUUCUAUUUAUUUAAAAAAUUUAACAAAGUAAAAAAUAAAAUAUAAAAAUAAUAUACAAUAAGCAAUGAAAGACUGGCUUUCAACCACAAUAAUCCUCUGCACCUUUGGGUUUUUCCGGGAAUUUCGACCGAGUGAUCGCUCCGGUUAUCUUCGGAUAACUAUUCCAGAUAAAAAUUUAUCUGAAGGGGAAGUUGAAGAAUUGGAGGAAUCAGAAAUAAAUUCACAUCUGUCACAUACAGUAUUCAUGCUCCUUAUCACUGACUAUCUUCUGUAUCAACCGAUCCUCGUCCUCUCCGCGGUAGUGGGUGUAAUUUUGUGGACAAUGGUUGUUACAGCGACCAGUUCUGAAGCAAAGGAGGCUAUUCAAGUACUUCAUGGGAUUUAUGUAUCUGCCGAGGUUGCCUACUUUACAUACAUCUAUGCCAAAGUUGAGAAGGAGUACUUUUUCGAUGUAUCCGUUUUGACAAGAUCUGUCGGAUUAUUCUCAUCAGCAAUAUCGUCCGCUCUGGCAGAGAUUCUAGUUAAUACAGGAAGCUGGACAGAACUGAAGUUAAAUUACAUAUCAUUAGGAGCUCAGUUUGCAUCUCUUCUUGUUGCGGUUAUCCUCCCGAGGGCAUAUCAACCAUCAUCCUAUGACAAAGCCGUAGCCGAAGCGGCUACCAAUGCUACAGAAGAUGCUGCUGAAGCCGUCGCUGAUGCUGCCGUUGAAGCAACAGAAGCAGCUACCCAAAAUGCAGUUGAUGAAGCUAUUCAAGCUGCUGCUGAAGCUGUUGCUAACAUUGCCACAGGAACUGUUAGGGAUAUCUCUUUGAUAAAGCAUCAGAGAAACACAAUGGAGAAUGAGACUGACAACACAGAGUUCGAAAUUGAGGAAAGCGGGCCAUUCACCGGUGAAUCAGCGAACACUCAAGCACAUCAACCGAAGAUGCGAACGGUUGGAGCACAAACUCGCAAACAGUACUCACCAAUAGCAAUUCAUCAGGUAGAGUAUAUAAGGAGGAGAAUAACGGAAGCUUUAGAUGUUGAUGAAAUUACAGCCGAUAUAUGUAGACGCGCUUUACAAAAGUUAAAUAAGGGAGGAAUUGAAGUGAAUAGUUUACACAAAAGAGGCAUUACUCAACUCCAAUUAGCUAAAGGCUCCGCGGAAAAAAAUCAAGAAAUAGCUGGAACGGUGAGCACUGAAAAUACGGAGAUUGCUGAUGGUAUCAGAAAUAAGGCAGAAGUUAAACCCGAAAGUUUUGAAAACCAAACUGGAGAGACAACUGAAGGAUUGGAAGAGAAAGCUGAAAAGGUAGCUCGAAGCUCACCAGAUAUGGCCAGAGAGGCAAGUAGUGAACUAAAGGAAAAAAUAUCUGAUAAAAUACAAGAAGAGGUAGAAAAGGCGACUGAAAAGGACAAAGAUGUUUCAUUGUUAAGUUUCAAAGGAAUAAAACAAAGAGUCAUGUUUCUAGUGACAACUUAUAGUAAUUGGUUCAUCUUGAAAUGGAGUCUGUGGUGGAUUCUUGCGAAUUCAAUAUUCUUGAUGGUUUCUGAUAGCUCCCAAAUUCUUUGGCACGAUAUCGAUCCAGAUCGGCAUAAAGUUUCCAAAGGCACCGUCAAAGCUGUUGCGGAAACGCUGUCCGCUGCAGCAUCUAUUUCAGUGAUAUUCACAAGACAUAGACGAUUCCCUAGGUGGUUCGAGGUUUGGAUCCUUGCUGCAGCUUCUGUGGUUGAAAGCGUCCUCAUUUUCACCAUGUCGAUUACCACCCAUCUUUGGCUUUCAUAUUCGGCUUACAUACUUUUCGGUGUAGUCUACAAUUUCUUAAUUACAUAUGCAAGUGGAUUGAUUUCCAAGGAACUUGUAGACCAAACGUACGGAAUGAUUUUUGGCAUCAACACCUUCGCAUCGCUGUCAGUCACUUCAGCAGUAACAGCUAUCGGGAUAUCAGAGGAUGGUUUUAAUUUGAAGAGUCGUACUCGUUUUUAUUUAUUUUCAGCACUUUUCAUCAUAAUAGCGGGAGUUUAUGGUAUCGGUGGCUUUAUGAAGCAACCGCAUUUACGUUAUAAGCUGAAACAACUCAAAAUUAAGUUUAAGGGACUUAUAUCUAAGAUGCGGGCUUUGUGCCGAAUUAAAAACACUAACCAUUCAAUACGAAUCAAAGAUUGAAGUACGUCGUAGAAAUACUGUACAAAGUUUCUAGUUACAGAUCUUAUAUUCGAAAUAUACUUGUAUAGAAGCCA
Molecule: messenger RNA, 2308 nt
Organism: Hermetia illucens (black soldier fly)
Lineage: Eukaryota; Metazoa; Arthropoda; Insecta; Diptera; Stratiomyidae
Product: folate transporter 1-like
Exons: 7
Coding region: 153-2234 (693 amino acids)
Biological process (GO): vitamin transport; transmembrane transport
Cellular component (GO): plasma membrane
Molecular function (GO): vitamin transmembrane transporter activity
Source: RefSeq, a predicted model, not a curated record